Messenger RNA from Pistacia vera, 1599 nucleotides. RefSeq names its product berberine bridge enzyme-like 21. Gene Ontology annotation, molecular function: oxidoreductase activity; FAD binding. NCBI's taxonomy places the organism in Eukaryota, Viridiplantae, Streptophyta, Magnoliopsida, Sapindales, Anacardiaceae. The transcript has a single exon. The record is from RefSeq and is a predicted model, not a curated record. The coding region runs from base 1 to 1599 and encodes 532 amino acids.
AUGAAAAUAUUAAAAUUCAGUUCCGUGGCCUCAAUUCUUCUUCUUUUACUCAAUCUUUCCCGUUCAUGGGGGGCUCCGGAUCCUGUGUAUGAAACAUUUCUCCAAUGCUUCACAAAGCGAACAAAUUCCACGGAUGAUAAGCUCUCCAGCAUCGUCUACAACCAACAAAGCAGAUCAUUUUCAUCGGUUUUACGCGCCUAUAUCAGAAAUGCCCGCUUCAAUUCUUCCUCAACGCCGAAACCAACCGUCAUCAUAACCCCAUUGGAAGAAUCCCACGUUCAAGCCGCUGUGAUUUGCGCCAAACAAGUUAAUUUUCAGCUUAAAAUCCGUAGCGGGGGCCAUGACUAUGAGGGUUUAUCGUAUAAGUCAGAGAAUCCUUUCUUCAUUCUCGACAUGUUUAAUAUUCGGAAUGUUGAUAUUGACAUGAAGGAAGAGACCGCAUGGGUUGGAGCCGGUGCCACUCUGGGUGAAGUUUAUUACAAAAUUUCGGAGAAAAGCAGUGUUCAUGGCUUUCCUGCCGGCGUUUGCCCGACUGUUGGGGUUGGUGGGCACUUUAGCGGCGCUGGUUAUGGCACCAUGUUGCGGAAAUUCGGUUUGUCAACUGAUAAUGUGGUUGAUGCUAAGAUUGUUGAUGUUCAGGGAAGAAUUCUUGAUAGAAAAGGAAUGGGAGAGGAUCUUUUUUGGGCCAUUAGAGGCGGCGGUGGCGCGAGUUUUGGCGUUGUGUUAUCGUAUAAACUGAAGUUGGUUUCUGUUCCGCAGAAGGUUACUGUGUUCAAAGUUGAACGACUUGUGGAAGAGAACGCAACGGAGAUCGCCUACAAAUGGCAGUUUGUGGCGCCGGCGACGGAUAAUAACUUGUUCAUGAGAAUGCUUUUACAGCCGACGACGAAGAACAAGAAGACGACUGCGAAAAUAACUGUGAUCGCAUUGUAUUUAGGAUUGAAAGAUAAUCUUAUGUCUCUUUUGGAUAAGGAAUUUCCUGAAUUGGGAUUAAAGAAAGAAGUUUGUAUGGAAAUGAGAUGGGUUGAUUCAGUUCUUUGGUGGUCUAAUUUUGAUCUCAAUACUACAAAACCUGAUGCUCUUCUCGAUAGAAAAGUUGACUGGGCCGAUUUCGUGAAGAGGAAAUCCGAUUACGUGCAGCAACCAAUUCCGAAAUUUUCCUUCAAUUUGAUAUGGAAAACUAUGACGGAAUUGGGGGAAGUUGGGUUGGUUUUCAAUCCUUAUGGAGGGAGAAUGAGCGAAAUUCCUGCAACGGAGACUCCAUUUCCGCACAGAGAUGGGAAUUUGUUCAAGGUUCAGUACUCCAUUACUUGGGAAAAGCCUGAUCCUGAGCUUGAAAAGAACUACACUUCUCAGGUUUCAGACCUCUACAUUUUCAUGACUCCAUUUGUGUCAAAGAAUCCAAGAGGUGCUUACUUGAACUACAGAGAUCUUGAUAUCGGUAUGAACCAUAAUGGUAAAGAUAGUUAUGAGGAAGGUAAAGUUUAUGGGGCCAAGUACUUUAAUGGCAAUUUUGACAGAUUGGUGAAGGUGAAGACAAUGGUUGAUCCUGAAAAUUUCUUCAGAACUGAGCAGAGUAUUCCUGUUCUACCAAAGUAA